Molecule: messenger RNA, 162 nt
Organism: Radiomyces spectabilis
Lineage: Eukaryota; Fungi; Mucoromycota; Mucoromycetes; Mucorales; Radiomycetaceae
Product: homeobox domain-containing protein
Exons: 1
Biological process (GO): regulation of transcription by RNA polymerase II; cell differentiation
Molecular function (GO): RNA polymerase II cis-regulatory region sequence-specific DNA binding; DNA-binding transcription factor activity, RNA polymerase II-specific
Source: RefSeq, a predicted model, not a curated record
CGCCGACGCACAUCACGAGCGCAAUUCAAGAUACUGGAGAAAGCGUUCCGGGAAAAUCCUAAACCGAGUGCGCGCGUGCGACAUCAGCUAGCGCAACAACUGGAAAUGACCAUGCGAGGUGUUCAGGUCUGGUUCCAAAACCGCCGGGCCAAAGCCAAGCAA